AUGACAAUGGCUUCCACCACCAGAUCGGACGGCCAGCUGAACCUCAAUCUCUCUGGCUUGCCCCCUCUUACCGAUCCUUCCUCAGUCCCAACCUCAAAAUCCCCUUUCGGUGGUCCAAAGACUUCGGCAGGCCUCGCAGGUUUGUCUAGUGCAAGAGUCGGAGCCGGUUCUCCUCUUCAUGAACAAGCCUCGCGACUGUUUCCGAAGCGAACUCGUGAACUGCAGUCUCAGAACUCUCUCUCUCCAAAUAUCUGGGGUCCACCCACAAGCGGAACUUCAACUCCUCUGUUUGAAAUUCCCGAGUCUCCCUCUCAGGACGGGUUCCCGGAUCUAGUCCCCUUGACAGAGACCGGUAUCAAUAGCCCCGCCAGGCGAGGAAGAGCCGGUACCUUGCCCUCAAGGAUUUCGCCUGUAGGUACGAUCAACGGCGUCAAUGUGGUCACCUCCAAGACAUCCCGUCCAACUCCUUCCACAAGCCCCUUCCGCCCUGGUUCCACCUCCGCUGCUGAGACCGCUUUCUAUUCCACCACUUCAGGCUCAAGCAUCAACACUCCUUCAAAUGCUACUCUCUUAUCACGCCUGCGUGCCGGAAGCAUGCCGCAACGCUCCAGUCUCUUGGGCUCAUCUGGUCCAUUUGCUCAAACACCAUUUGGUUCAAGUUGGGGCACACGAGCUCGCGCUGCGACCUUGACCAGUAUAAGUUCAGCUGAUGAUCCCACCUCUCCCCAACAAUCGUCCUUUUCUAAGGAUGGUAUGUCGGAUUCAGGCGUCCGUACCCUUGACUAUCUUGGUCUCGCUGAACCUCCUCAACAAUCUAGAUCUGAUCUGGCACAUGCUCGGGAUGCCGGCUUGUCUGAUGUCUUGACAAACUUAGGACUGAGGAAUGCUAGCAGAUUCAGGUCCUUUUCUGUCAAUACUCAGCCCAAGUUUGGCUCCGAAACUCAAGAUAAUUCAGCGUAUUCUUCCUUCCAAAGCGGUACUAUGACCCCUUCAGCGGCUGCCGCACUCGAAGCAGAGUACGAGAUGGUGCAGGAAAAAGUCCGCCUCCACAACCAGGCUGUUCAGGCUUUUGCCGUCAAUGCGAGUGCUGCACGGCCACGAGCCCGCACUGCUGGACUCGUCGAGACUCCCCAACGCACGACUCUGCGUAACCUGGUUCAACCGUCCUCUGAUGCCACUAACUUGGUAAUGGAGCUGCAAGCUGCAAAUGGUCUCAGCGAACAAGCACUCGCCGAUGCCUUGCACAAUCUGAACAUGACCGAAGGCGGCCAAGUCGGAUUUGAAGGGCAUGAUGAAUCCGAUAUACAGGUAUCUCGCUCGUUGUGGAUUGGAUCUAUCCCCAACUCUACGACAAUGUCAUCUCUGGAUGCUAUUUUCAGUAGAUAUGGAACCAUUGAGUCUACAAGAGUCCUCACCCAUAAGAAUUGUGGCUUUGUCAACUUUGAGACCACCGAACAUGCCGUUCGUGCACGCCAGAUUCUGAAUGGCAAGGAGAUCUUCCCUGGUGCGGGUCCAGUAAGAAUUGGAUUUGCAAAGGCUCCAACAGCUUCCGCCUCACUCACGCCAGUUCCAAAUGGAACCCCUCCCCCGGUUGCUGCCAACGCGAACAAGGAUGAUGUUUUUGCUUCACAAUCUGCCGCUGUUGAAGGAAGUCCCAGUGACUCAUUCUCCGGUGUUCAAAAUAGAAACAUCCCUGCAGGCGACCGUCUUGCAGAGUUAAAACCUGAAAUACUGCAAAUUGUCCUUGAUUUUGGUGGACAACAGUCUGACCUGCCUAUUGUAUCGGCAAACAUAGAAAGCGCCAUCAGGUACACCCAGCUUUCGAAGGAAAUCCCUUCGAUCCCGGAAUCAAGUACGGCAAGAAUGUUCGAUGCCCCUAGGCUGCGAGAUAUUCGAAAGCGCAUUGACAAUGGUGCUUGUGGAUUGCAAGAGAUUGAGCAAAUUGCCAUUGACAUGUUACCUGAGAUCGCAGAAUUGUCCUCUGACUACUUGGGCAACACUGUGGUUCAGAAACUGUUCGAAUAUUGUUCAGAACAAACAAAGGAACAGAUGUUGACUUGUAUUGCACCUCACCUGGCCGAAAUCGGUGUGCACAAGAACGGUACUUGGGCUGCACAAAAAAUCAUAGAAGUCUGCAAGACUGAGUCCCAGACGGGGAUGAUCGUCACUCAUUUGCGACCCUAUACAGUUCCACUGUUCCUCGAUCAGUACGGGAACUAUGUCCUUCAGUGCUGUCUGCGAUUCGGGCCUCCUUACAACGAUUACAUCUUCGAGACGAUGUUAUCACAGCUCUGGGAAAUCGCUCAGGGAAGGUUCGGCGCGAGAGCUAUGCGAGCAUGCCUUGAAGCUCAUCAUGCGACAAAGAACCAGCAACGUAUGAUGGCAGCAGCCAUCGCCCUCAACAGUGUUCAGUUGGCUCAAAAUGCCAACGGAGCCUUGUUGCUUACCUGGCUACUUGACACUUGCACUUUCCCUCGUCGACGGUCUGUCCUCGCACCUAGACUUGUACCUCACCUUGUCCAGCUCUGCACUCACAAGGUGGCGUACCUUACCGUAUUGAAAGUCAUCAACCAACGCAACGAACCGGAAGCACGAGACCUGGUGUUGAAAGCACUGUUCUUCAGUGCUGACGAUGCCGUCCUCGAACAAAUUCUCUCUGACCAAGCCUCUGGCGUUACGUUGAUCUUCAAGAUCCUUACCACGCCGUUCUUGGAUGAUGCAAUGAGACCGGACGUGGUCCAAAAUAUAUCUCGAGUAUUGACUAAGAUCAAGGCGCAGCCGAAUCAAGGCUAUAAGAGGAUCAUGGACGAGGUUGGUCUUUCAUCACGUCCAAAUCAGCCUGCAACACAACAAUAUAAUUCCCAUGCUCAUCCGACAAUCAACAGUCAAGUCCGACCCAUGCCACAAUCUCAGCAGCCUACUCCAAAUGGUGUCCAAGGACAAUCGUAUCAGCGUCAAUUCGGCGCAGGUUACGUGCCUAAUGUCAAUGCAUCUCCGUUUGAGAAUGGCAUGAGCCCAGUUCGAACUGGAUCCGCUGAUUCCUUUGGGUUUGCUACCUAUGGUAUGAAUGGUUACCAGGGUCAACAUGCAUACUCUCAGCUUCCAUAUCAACAGAUGCAACCAGGAACGCAAUAUCAAAACUUUCCAGGUCCUCCUCAACGGUCGAGCAGUGCAUACAUGUCAAACGGGUUUGGUGAAUAUAGUACACCAUCUUCAGCAGUAGAUCCAUUCAGGGGAUUACAAAACACCUCUUCCUCACCCAUGUCAUACUCGGCCCAAAUGAGUCCGGUUGUUGGCUCAGCAGCGGCCUUUCCUCAGAACAACUUCGCCCAGCAAAAUAUGCCCAAUAACAUGUACAACUACCCUCAACACCAGUUCUACUUUUCUCCACCUAUGCAAACUGUCCACUCUGGUGGUCGCGGCGGUCGCAGGGUAAGUCUUACACACUGGGAUGAAAUUGUUCGCACUUACUGA
Messenger RNA from Exophiala aquamarina CBS 119918, 3474 nucleotides. RefSeq lists its product as uncharacterized. NCBI's taxonomy places the organism in Eukaryota, Fungi, Ascomycota, Eurotiomycetes, Chaetothyriales, Herpotrichiellaceae. The coding region runs from base 1 to 3474 and encodes 1157 amino acids. Gene Ontology annotation, molecular function: RNA binding. The record is from RefSeq and is a predicted model, not a curated record. The transcript has a single exon.